This is a messenger RNA of Podarcis lilfordi (Lilford's wall lizard), 11488 nucleotides long. Lineage: Eukaryota; Metazoa; Chordata; Lepidosauria; Squamata; Lacertidae. The record is from the annotation of a GenBank genome assembly.
GGCACUUCCACCAGGACUGGAGUGGGGUGAGCCUUUGGCCCUCUACAUGCUGCUGGACUCCCCAGCUCCCGUUUGGUUGGAACUUUGAUGGGUGGAGAUGUAGGGGUCAGCUAUAUGGUGCCCUUGAGGCAGAGCUUUGGGGCAGAAGCCCCCACUUGGUAGAAUGGGCAGGACAAUGCCACCCCAUACACAGCCAGCACACAACCCUAAAGAGGGUGAUGGGCAGAAUUAAACUGAAUUAAGUCCAAAGUCUAAAAUUGCCCAACUGCUCUGCUGGCUGAGGCCUUGCAGCCAAGAGGGCAGAGGGGCAACUCCUCCUCUCUCCCCAAACCCAAGCUGGGGUGGUCUUGGCAGGCUGCUUCCUGAUUGGUGGUGUUGCUGGUGAGUGUGUUUGUGUGACUCCUUUCUUGUGUUUCUGCCCUGAGAGCAUGUAAGGUCCCGGCUGUGUCAGUCAAUCAAAGUUUAUUGUUCUAGCCAAAGGCUAGAAACCUGCAGCCACAGUCCCAAUAAAACAAUAGAGAUCAUACAUCCAUAAUAUGAGGCAACACCAGUGAUGUAAGACAGAGGUUGCCAGAUACACCCACAAACUCAAAUCCAGUUUGAUUUCAAAUUAAACCUCCAAAUUACCACAACUUUAUAGUGUUCUAUCGAACUCCCUUUUCCUGAUAGUUAUUUGCAGCUGGUGGAUAGAGGGCCACACUGUGUGUUACAAAACUAUUCUUGUCACCCAAAGGAAACUGGACCGUUUCUGCCGGGAUGCACCUGCUUGCUUCUGUGAACAAAGGUUUCAGAAAACGAUCUUUUGGGUCUCUAUAUAAGGGGCAGACUAACAGAUGUUUAACAGUGAUGUGUUCCAACUGAGGCUGACCACAGAUACAAGGAUUAAAGAAAUUCAAGGAAGAGGAGCAUAGCUUUGCACUACCUCCACUGCUGGAGGCAGGAUGCCUCUAAAUGCCAGCUGCUGGGGAUCACAAGUGCACACAUGGUCUGCUUGUGGCCUUCCUUUUGCAGUAUCUGGUUGGUCACCAUGAGGACAAGAUUCUGGGUGGCCCCUCUUUGGACUGACCCAGCAGCCAGGCUGUUCUUGUGUUUUGACCUUAACAGCUGAGCCAGUGCUGACCCUGGGUGGUUCAAGCCCAGAGCAAAGCAAGGGCUGCUUGGAUUGCACUGUGUUCAGUGCCAGCUCCGAUUCCCACCAUGCCCACGGGUACUAACCCUCCAGUCCCAGCGCCUACCUUCCCAAAGGGGCUCCCCCUCCCUUUGGUUGGGUUGUCAAGAGGGCUUCUUGCACCUCCAGGCGGAAUGGAAGCAGGGGCCCUCGUAGGAAGUCCUCACGGGGCUUCUCUCUUGGGCACCACCCUGCAAGGCAGGGGUGCCAAGGUUGCCCUUCCAGCCCAGCCUGGACCCUGAUCUGCUCCGCUCCGGCCCCUCUUCCCCGGGGCUAUUUGCUGCGAGCUCCUGGAUUAGUGGCGACCGGCGGCUGCCGUCAGUGUGCAAACAAAUGGCGCAAUGCCCUCCGGCUCUGCCAAUGCCCUUCAGCCCCGACGGCGGCCCAGGCAGGCCACGUCCAGCACAGGAGCGCAUCCUGGGAAGCUGGCCUUCGCCUCUCGUCUCGAUGGAUGUUUUUUAUCAGCAGCCAGGCCUGGCCUUGGCGCUCCCGCCCGCCCGCCUGUCUGGCGGCUGCAGCUACUGUUACCCGAGCACAAGGCGAAGCAGUGGGGAGUAAGAUGGGUAUCCCUCCCUGCUGGGCGUCUAGGGCACCCCGCCGCCUAGCGCCCCCGCGAAGGCCACAUUUGUAACGCGGGGGGGGGGGCGGCGGGCACCAAAGGCAGUGGAGAUGCUGUCGCCCGACGGAGGGCAAGAGCGUGGCACUCACGGGAGCCAAAGGGGCAGUAAAAGAACAAUGGCUGCUGCCGCUGCGUGUCCAUUUCCCGGGUGGCCCGCUUCGGACCUCGGCGCCCCGCCCCGACGGGGAGGUUCCCAAAGCGCGGGGACUUAGGGGGCAGGGCAGGCGGGCGGCCGCUCCAUCUGCUCCGCCUGGCGCGCCUCGGCUGCUCGGCUUCUCCUCUUUGCCGCCGCCGCCGCCACUGCCGCCUGCACGUCCUCCAUUUCCUCUUCCUCCGUCCGCCGCCACGAUGGCCCACUACCUCCGCGCUGUUGCUCCGGCCGUCGCCUCGGCGGCUUUGGGCCGCUCUCCUGCCGCGCUGCUCCCGGUGCUUAGCGUCUCGCAGCGCCCGCCGCACCGGCACUGUGAGUGGCGGGGGGGGGGGGAGGAAAGAGGGGGGUGGUUAGAGCAGAGGGUCCCGGCGCUGCCCCCCUCCCAAGGCCUGGCGACGGGAGCCACCUCUCUAGCCCCGGAGAAGCAGGCCAGGCGUUCGCCCCCUCCAAGAUGCCCGGCGCCAUGGCCGUGCCCUUGUGUGGCAGGGUCCUGGAGCGCCCCGGGCCCCCCGUCCGCCGGUGACCUUGCGAUGCCCCGCCGGCUGCCUUCCUCUGCGCCUGGGCUCGCUCGGCCUCGCCUGCCAUGCUGGGCCUCCCCAGGGACUAUAUUUAGAGCCGCCUCGGGUGGAGCCGCUCCCGCUCAACUCCGCGGCGGCCAAGGCGGCUUUGCCCGCCUCGGGGCACCGGGAGACUUGGAGGAGGAGAGCAGAUUGUCUCUCCUGGGAGACCUGUAGCUGGGGGACGCGAGGCCCACAUGCCAGCCUCUCUUUUGCCCGUCUCGAAAGUGGCCCGGGUGGGGGGGUUGGCGGGCAGAAGGCUUGCCAGCUUGGCGGGAUCCUGUUGCAUGGAGCAGAAACUGGCACAGCGCACAGCUGGCCUGGAGGGGGCAUUAAGACCCUGUCUGCAUAUACGUGCUUGCCUCAUUGAGGCUGUGCCAGGCCUGGGAAUGUAGGCUGGCAGUUGCUUUGCUUCUGUGUCGCCAUGGAAGACCCCCCCCCCCCGCAGCCCUACAUGCACACCCUAAGGCUAAGCCCCUGUGGAGGCUUCUUUCCAGCUUGACCAAGACUCCUUUUCCUUCCUCUGUGUGUGGAUCUCGAACAGAGGAUUUGGCUGCCCCCUGCCCUGCCAUUCCUGCUUUGAACAGCUAGCAGCUGGCUCCAGGACCUGUUGGAGAGCCGUGCCAGCUCGCUCUCCGAGGGGCAGGGAGGAAGCCGCAGAGGGAGGGUGUGCCUGCUGCUCCCCUGCUGUCCUCUGAGGGUGACCUUGUCCCUUGACCGGCUGGCUGGAGCAGUGGAGUUGCAGGUCCAGUCUGUGGUAAAGGGGCUGCGGGCAGAUCCCCAGCGGAGGAGCCUCACACCAGGCGAAUGUGCUUGGAUUAUGGCUUGUGAAAGUCAGCAGGGCUUUGGGCUCAGCUGGGAUUAGUUAGAGAGCCACUGGGCAGCAGUUAAUUCACUUUCUCUCCUGCCAGGGUCAAUCACAGGGUAGACACAGCAGGCACCUUGGCCUGACUGCUUUAGCUCCACUCUGUGUUGUGCCUAUUCUCAGUAGAGCUGGGGAAAUACUUCAGAUUCUUAAGAAGCACCGGCGUCAGUUGCUGUUUACAUACACGAAGGGGGAAAGGCUUGCAGGAGAAGCGCAGGCAGCUUCCACAAGGGAGGCAGUUUAUCAGUCUCUAGACCCCAACAAGGAUUUGUUUUGAGAGUGGUGUGCUGGGAUAGAGACACACGCCAAGGCCCUGAGAUUUUUCUUCCAGUGGUUCUAGCAGCUGCACCCUGGCACAGCCCACAUCACACAAUUGUUUGGGUGCUGGAGGUUGUCUCUGGUGUCUCUUCAGCAUUCUGUCAUUUCUCCACAGAUGCUGACAAAAGGAUCAAAGUUGCCAACCCUGUGGUGGAGAUGGAUGGUGAUGAGAUGACCCGGAUCAUCUGGGCCGGCAUCAAGGAGAAGGUAUCUGGAAGUUUUGGAUCCGAGGGGCUGGGAAUAAAGCAGCAAGGACCACGUGUUGAUGGCCUGUACAUUGGUAGCAGUCAUGUUUCUAAAAUGCUCACAGUUUGUGGAAGGGUGAAGAAAGGGGCAAUAGAAAGUUAGAGGACUGGAAGAUGUUUCUCUUUGAAGUAGGCUAAGGUGGGACGUGGGUGGCGCUGUGGGUUAAACCACAGAGCCUAGGACUUGCCAAUCAGAAGGCUGGCGGUUCGAAUCCCCGCGAUGAGGUGAGCUCCCGUUGCUCAGUCCCAGUUCCUGCCCACCUAGCAGUUCGAAAGCACGUCAAAGUGCAAAUAGAUAAAUAGGUACCGCUCUGGCUGGAAGGUAAACGGCGUUUCCGUGCACUGCUCUGGUUUGCCAGAAGCGGCUUAGUCAUGCUGGCCACAUGACCCGGAAGCUGUACGCUGGCUCCCUCGGCCAAUAAAGCGAGAUGAGCGCCGCAACCCCAGAGUCGGCCACGACUGGACCUAAUGGUCAGGGGUCCCUUUACCUUUACCUUUAAGGUGGUCUGGGCUUCUCAGCUUCGAAAAAGUUCCCAGGGGAAGUAUGAUAAGAGAUUUAUAACAUUACGAAUGAUGUGGGGAGAGAGCCAGGUUUUCUCCUUACGAUUUUCAACAUCCUGGGAUAUAUCUUAGGUAAACCAGAUGAUGACAUUUAACACAGCCGUAUUCCACUUGCAGCAAUGAAUGAGUUAUAUAAAGUCAGGCAGCCCCUGCCAACCUGGUGCCCUUCAGCUCUUCUGGACUACAGCUCCCUUAAGUCCCAGCAAACAUGGCUGCAUGAUGAUGGGGCCGGUGGAAGCAGAGCUUUACUGGCUGAGACUGCUGGGGGUUGUAGUCCAAAAUAUCUGGAAGGCACCAGGUUUGGAGUUGGGUAGGCUGGGGCAGGUUAGUGUCCCAUUUCCCCACAGACCAAAUGGAGCUUGGAGAAGACACCACCCUUGCAACAGGAGGGAAAUUGUGUGAAUAACAUGUAAUUAUUAUUAAUUUUUAAAGUGCACUUUUUGCAUGCACAGGAACGGUAGUGCAUGGAAGCUUUCUGGGGCAUGUCUCUGAUGGGCCUUCUUGCUCAGUGGUGUGUUGAUCUCUACUGUGGGGUCUGCAUCUACAUACCUUUGUCCUCACUGCCUUCCUCCCAUCCCGGCACAGCUGAUCCUGCCCAACAUAGAUGUCCAGCUGAAGUACUUUGACUUGGGGCUGCCGAAUCGGGACCAGACGGAUGACCAGGUCACCAUAGACUCUGCCCUGGCCACCCAGAAAUACAGCGUGGCUGUCAAGUGUGCCACAAUCACGCCCGAUGAAGCCCGCGUGGAAGGUACAUGGGAAAUGCCCAUGGCAGGGUUCAAGGAAUCUGGCAUGACCUGCGCUCCAGGCCCCCUCUCCCAAGAGGAAGUCCCUCAGCCCAGAGCAUACUGCAGCUCACUUUCUUGCGGGGAAUGUUCUUCUUUUCUCUUGGGAUGGCUGGAGUGGCUGGUGCUAAGGCAGUGGAUUGGCAAGGAGCCAUUAAAGCUACCGUGUUUGAGUCAGACUCUUGGUGUAACAGGCUCCACUGACUGGCAGCAGCUCUCCAGGGUUUCAGGCAAGGGACCUGGAGAUGGAGCCUGAGAUUGAAUCAGGGAUCUUCUAUGUGCAAAGCAGAUGCACUCUGCUGAACUGCCACCAUUGGUCUCUUGCUCUGCACCUAACUACCUCUUCUUCCCCUCCACACUUCCCCUAGAAUUCAAGCUAAAGAAGAUGUGGAGGAGCCCAAACGGCACCAUCAGGAACAUCCUGGGUGGGACAGUCUUCAGAGAACCAAUCAUCUGCAAGAACAUUCCUCGCCUGAUCUCCGGCUGGACAAAGCCCAUCGUCAUUGGCAGGCAUGCCCAUGGUGAUCAGGUGGGUUGGAAGGGAGAGUGGGUGGGUGGGUAGAUGGGCAGCUGGAUUGGGAACAAGGUGGGAUGUACAACUGGGAGAGUAGAGCAUUCUCUUCUCUACAAACCCUCUGGGAUAGAGCAGGGCCAGUCAGUCUCUCUUACCCCUUGGCAAUUGUGCUUUGAUUAUCUGCCUGGCUCCAAUCUGCCUCCCCACCUCAGACAGGCAUGCACAAAGUCAAGAGUAGCAGGGGGAAUGUUGUUGGAAUCCUGCUGGCUGAGUCAGGAAGUGAUGGCAAGAGUACAGAAAGCUUUGAAAGAACCUCACUGAUAAAUCUCCUUCAUCCUCGAGUACUAGGUACAAUGGUACCUCGGGUUAAGAACUUAAUUCGUUCCAGAGGUCCGUUUUUAACCCAAAACUGUUCUUAACCUGAAGUACCACUUUAGCUAAUGGGGCCUCCCGCUGCUGCCACCGCCGCGCGAUUUCUGUUCUUAACCCGAGGUACUACUUCCGGGUUAGCGGAGUCUGUAACCUGAAGUGUUUGUAACCCAAGGUACCACUGUACUUGGUUUAAAUACCUGUUCUAAAUUCAAAUGCUGGAUCUUCUAUAGGAAUAGAAUCAGAAGAGAAAAAACUAGAAUUUUCUUAUGGUAAAUGCCCUGUUCUGCUGUGAAGUGAGGAGGACAUUUGGAAUCCUUUGGGGUUGGCUCCUCCCAUCUUCAGGAGGAGAGACCAGCUGCCUUGAACGUGACUCCUUCAUACUCUCUAUAAAGCAGACUUUGCAAAAAAUGUGCAGGGAACAAACAGGCCCUCACUCAGACUUUGGCAGCCUGGAAAGCCCUGCUGUGGGUGAUGAGCAUGGUAUGGUGGAGGAAGGAUGGAUGGUCAUUGUAAAUGCCCAGCUACAGCUGCCAUAACUUCCUUUGGUUCAGUUUCCCUUGAACCUCCCAGAGGAGGUCAUAACUGGGGGGGGGGGGAGGACACAGGCAUCUUUGCCCCCAAAUUCCUCCACCUUCACCCAUGUGGUUAAAAAAGCUAUGUCCCUCUCUAGGGUGUGUGGAGGAGGUGGGUGGCUGUAAGCAGAGAAAAAUAAAAACCGAAAUUAACUGGGAAAACCCAAUCCCUUUGUGAGGCGCUCAUGAAGCAGGGCUAGUCUAGAAGCUAGAAGUUCAGCUCAAAUUGCCCCUGCCUCCUACAGGUGGUGGGGUAAACCCAAAGGAUUCCAGAGGCUCCCCCCCCUUGCUCUUCUACAGGGCAGUACUGUGGACCCAGCUACAGAAUACAUUGGGAGGGAGUAGCCCCAGCAUGGGGCUAAUUAGGGGGUUUGAUGUGGGGAAUCGAGACACUUUGAUACUGUUGGGCUCUCCUAACAUGUGGGUUUCUGCUUUCCAGUAUAGAGCCACAGAUUUCGUUGUGGACAAGUCUGGGACAUUUAAGAUGGUCUUCACUCCCAAGGAUGGCAGCGGAGUCAAGGAGUGGGAGGUGUACAACUUCCCUGGUGGAGGCGUCGGCAUGGGCAUGUACAAUACAGAUGAGGUGAGGGCAAUGCCAGCUGGACCCCUCCAUUAGUUGCUUCCUGGGUCACCUCCAUGGGGCGAGGCUGGCUGCUGCAUCCUGGGGACCUGCUGCUCCCCUUUGAAUAGCAGGGUGGCAGCUCCUGCAGGCUGCUGCUUCUGGGUCAUGUCCCACUGAGGGCCCUGUCUUCCUUUUGCAGUCCAUCUCGGGCUUUGCCCACAGCUGCUUCCAGUAUGCCAUCCAAAAGAAGUGGCCCCUUUACAUGAGCACAAAGAACACCAUCCUCAAGGCCUACGAUGGGCGUUUCAAGGACACCUUCCAGGAAAUCUUUGAAAAGUGAGCCCUUCUGACCCCACCUCUUGGCCUAAGCCAGGAAGCUGUGGGUGGGAGUUGCUUUCUCCCACCUUCCCCAAAACCCAGCGUUGCCUCCUGAGAUCCUAAGUGCCAGAGCACCUCCCUGUUGGGAUGGGUUGGAGGUGCUGUGUGAGGAGGAUUAGAGGGUUGAUGCUGCAUGAGUAAGUAACCUCUUGUUCUCCACUGCCAGGCACUACAAGACUGAUUUUGACAAGCUCAAGAUCUGGUACGAGCACCGUCUCAUUGACGACAUGGUGGCCCAGGUGAUAAAAUCUGCAGGUGGCUUUGUUUGGGCGUGCAAGAACUACGAUGGAGAUGUCCAGUCUGACAUCUUGGCCCAAGGUGCGGCACUGGGCAGGGGAGAGGGCAGCUGUAAAAGGCUGCAAGUGGUGUGUGUGCUUGCAACUUGUAGGGAUCAGAAAGCAGGGGGAAAGAGUUUUCUCUAUUAUUGCAAUAGCACUGCAGAACAUGGCUUCCUGUGUGACCAGGGCACUUCAGGGGGCUAGACCCUCCCAUGUAGGGAGCUGCCGCUGGUUCAUCUUAACUGGCAGCACCUCACCAGGAGCCUUUCCCAGCCCUCUCUGGAGAUGGAACCUGGGGUCUUGUAUGCCCAAAGCACUCCCUCUGCUACUGAGCUAUUGCCUUUCUCCAAGACUGCAUAGCACUCAAAAGGGCAGGUUUCUGCUCUCAAGGGGGGAAGCAAUGUUGCUGAGGUCUUCAUGAGAUUAAUGGUUCUCAGAAGGGAGACUGCACAAGGCAAGGCCAGAACAUUUUACAUCCCGCUUCCUGCCCUUCUGACUAGCAUCUCAGAAGAUGGGCUUUUCUCUCCCUGUGGCUGUUCUCCAGCUCUGCUGCAGUUGUCUGUUCUGCAGAGUGGGUUGGCAGAUCAGAUGCUCCGCUGAUGGUGAAGCUGGAGAAUUCAAAUGUUUCUUCCUUCCUUGCGAGUCAGCUGAGCACUUGGCUUUAAUCUGUUGAUAUAGAGUGCCAGGUACCUCAUGCUCCAGAGGGGAGCACCUCAUAGGCGCAGGAACAAAGUGGCCCAGGGACCUCCCCUUCCCCACAGAGGAAGGUGUGGAAAGCUGCUGUUGCAGAGACAGCCAACAGGAGUUUGGCUUUUUUUUCUAGGGUUUGGCUCACUCGGCCUCAUGACUUCCGUCCUCGUCUGCCCGGAUGGGAAGACCAUCGAAGCGGAGGCAGCUCAUGGCACUGUUACACGCCACUACCGGGAGCACCAGAAGGUGGGUCAACUGGGUGGCUGUGGAGGGGGCUCACCUGGCCCCUUCUUUAGGCACAUUGUCUCACUCUUUUCUGUACCAGGUGAAGACCCUUUCAGCUUCCCAGGCUUCACAUACCGUAUUUUUCGCCCUAUAGGACGCACUUUUUCCCCUCCAAAAAUGAGGGGGAAAUGUGUGUGCGUCCUAUGGGGCGAAUGCAGGCUUUCGCUGAAGCCUGGAGAGCGAGAGGGGUUGGUGCGCACCGACCCCUCUCGCUCUCCAGGCUUCGUGCACCUCUCCGCAAGCAGCGGGAGCCCAGUGCUGGGCUCCCGCUGCUUGCAGAGAGUUGUCUGCAUGCUGAAGCCUGCGCGCGCUGAACUCAGCUUGUCCAGGCUUCGCGGACCUCUCCGCAAGCAGCGGGAGCGCUCCCGUUGCUUGCGGUGGGCUCCCGCUGCUUGCGGGGAGUUGCCUGCAUGCUGAAGCCUGCCCGCGCUGAGCUCAGCGCGUCCAGGCUUCGCGGACCUCUCAGCAAGCAGCGGGAGCCAGCGCUGGGCUCCCACGGCUUGCAGAGAGCUGCCUGUUUGGGGGCUGGGGUCGGGGGAAGCUCAGGCUUCCCCCGCCCCAGCCCCGCGCCUGGGGGGGAAAUAAUUUUUCCCCCUUUAUUUCCCCCCCAAAAAACUAGGUGCGCCUUAGGGGACGGUGCGUCCUAUAGGGCGAAAAAUAUGGUAGCUUCACCUUUUUAAUCCACUGAGUCUUAGAUUUGCCAUGUACGUUUAGUGAAGAUGUGCUAGUUUGCUUGUUGCUGCUGAAAAUAUGCUGCUUAUUAUAGUUUUGCCAAUUUAUUUUAAUGUUUCAUUGCUGUAUGCUGCCCAGUGAACACUGUGAUUGGAGGAUAUAAAUACUGCCAAUAAAAUUAAACAUUAGGAAGAACUUCCUGACAGUAAGAGCUGUUCGACAGUGGAAUUUGCUGCCAAGGAGUGUGGUGGAGUCUCCUUCUUUGGAGGUCUUUAAGCAGAGGCUUGACAACCAUAUGUCAGGAGUGCUCUGAUGGUGUUUCCUGCUUGGCAGGGGGUUGGACUCGAUGGCCCUUGUGGUCUCUUCCAACUCUAUGAUUCUAUGAAAAUAAAUGAAUGAAAUAGACCAGUGGGAGCGCCCUCUUCUGGCCAACUUGCUGCAUCUGCGUUCUCACCAGACUAGGGAUAGGGAAACUGUAGUCCUCUAAUGUUGCUUUAAGUGUCUUUAAGUAUUGUCCAUGCUAACUGAGACUGAUGGGGUCCAACAGCCCCUGGAGGGACACAGGUCUCUCCCUCUCUCAAGCUAAAUGCUUGCUGGUCUGCUACCUCUGUAGCACUGGCUAGCAAUUAACUGUGCCUACCUGUUUUCCUCCCCUGCAGGGCAAUCCCACCAGUACCAACCCUAUCGCAAGCAUAUUUGCCUGGACAGGAGGUCUGAAGCACAGAGGCAAAUUGGACAGCAACCCUGACCUCAUCAAGUAAGGGCCACUGCCCAGCAGCAUGAAAAACAACAUUGCCGUGGGAGAGCAAGUUGGCGGGGAGGGAAUAGGGCUGCAAUUAUGUCAAGCUCACGACAGAGAUUUUUGAAGUACAGGCAUAAGAAUGACCCAGAUACUGUAAUGGGAGAGUACCCUGGGCCCCCCAGGGGAAAAGGGGGACCCUGAAGAAGGAAAGGCAGGGCUCCUGGAAGGUGUUGUGAAAGACCUGCUUGAAGGUGAGCGUCAAGCGUGUUGUUGGCACACUCCAUAUUGCAUAUCGCUGCAUCUGCUAGUUGCUUCAACAAGUGAUGCACAAAUCAAAUAACGGCAGUAGCACAGCAAGACUGAGAAAACAAACAAGCUUUGCUCCCUGCAAAACAAGAGUGAGGCUGGGCCUGGCCUGUAAGUCAGAGGCUGCAGGGAGAUGUUGGGCCUUGCUGUUUUCCCUCCUGUGCUAGAGGCUGUUCUUUUUUCCAUGGCCAGGUUUGGUGACACUCUGGAGAAGGUCUGCAUUGAGACGGUGGAGAGUGGUGCCAUGACAAAGGAUCUGGCUGGCUGCAUUCAUGGAUUAAACAAGUGAGUAUUCCUGGGCUGCUGCAGGGCUAGCCUGUGGCUCCUACCUUCUCUCUCACGAGUUGAGGUCUGUGCUUGGACUUCUCAUGCUCCCCCUCCCCCUUGUGCAUUUUCAGUGUGAAGCUCAACGAGCAUUAUUUGAACACCACCGACUUCCUGGAAGCUAUCAAGAACAACCUGAACAAAGCUCUGGGCAAAUAGGAGGAGCUGGAGGGGGGCGCUGGAACGUGCUGGUAGUGGGUGGAGGAGGGCACAGCAUAGCAUGGAGGCACACGAUGAAGGAAGGGGGAUUGCCUCAUUUUUAACAGAACAAAUUAUGGCUGUUUCUACUGUCAACCAGAGACAUUUUUGUAACCUGGUUGUUUUUUAAAAACCUUUUUAGCCGCCCUACUUGGGCUCCAAUAACAUGUCCCACCUGCUGCUACUGCUGGCUUGGGGGAAGGUCUCAGUGCUGGACCCCCCACCCCCUGCCAGGCGGUCAUAAUGGUUUGUGCUGUAAUUUAUGUACUGUGGUUUGGGCCUCAUGGUGCCAAAUAGAGCUAUUAAAUUAUAGCUUUUACACAUGG